Aspergillus versicolor CBS 583.65 is the source of this 1218-nucleotide messenger RNA. RefSeq names its product alpha/beta hydrolase. The record is from RefSeq and is a predicted model, not a curated record. The coding region runs from base 1 to 1218 and encodes 405 amino acids. Lineage: Eukaryota; Fungi; Ascomycota; Eurotiomycetes; Eurotiales; Aspergillaceae. The transcript has 2 exons. Gene Ontology annotation, molecular function: hydrolase activity.
AUGGCUGCCACUGCCGACCCAAAUCCCAUCGCAGCAGUGACGGCACUCGAUAUCGGCCAGACCAGCUUCACUCUGUUCUUUCGCCUGCCAUGGGUUGUUGGCACAACUCUUUUCCGCCGCUGGUGGCCCUGGAACCGCACGUAUAAGCCUCCCCCUCUCCGCGAGCACCUCUUUCGGCAUGUGAUGACCUGCCUUGGAAACCACGUCCCGCUAUCGGUUUGGCAGUGGUACACGGCCUCGGAUACGAGUGGAUCCAAUCUGAGGACGUCCACACGAUACGGCCACAUUCCGCACCUCUUCGCGCCUGUUCGCACACCCGACUUCUGCGGCUACUGGAUAUGCCGCGGGCUGGCCCAAGAGCCUGUUAGCCCCCGCGAUGCGGAUCUCGUCCUGCUCCACGCCCACGGCGGCGGGUACGUCUCCGGCCAUCCUAGUGUCGGCGCCCCAGAACACGUCUUCCUCGCGGAGAUCCUGCAGCAGAAUAACGUUACGACGGCGAUAUUCUCGUUGGAUUACACGCUGGCUCCGAGGGGGACAUUCCCGAAACAGCGCAAUGAAGCUGUAGCGGCAUAUAACUGGCUUCGUGAGAUGGGCGUCGACUCUUCGAGGAUCAUCGUGAUUGGCGAUUCCGCGGGCGGACAUGUUAUCAUGUCUCUUCUCGUAGGUCUGAACGAGAGGCACAGGCAAAGUGGUCAUGGAAGUGAUUCGCGCCCAGCGGCCGCCGUACUGGUAAGUCCCUGGAUGAACCUGCAUACAUCGCAUCCUCGCGCCCUGGAACUGCACUGGGAAGAGCGCCUAUUCAAGCGCUCGCUUGACACAUACUGCAAAUGGAUCCUGCGCGGCGCAAGCCCUGAAUUACACCUGCUGUAUGGGAACUUCGCCCUCGGCCAGGAAGUCCGCGGGUCGUGGGCGGAUAUCCUGCCGGCCCGGACUUGGAUUACGGCGGGCGCGGAGGAGUUGGUUUUUCUCUAUGAUAUUGAGGAUUUUGUUGCUCAGGCUGAGAAGGAUGGUGCUAAUGUUGUGCUUAAUGUGGCGGGUGGGAAGAACCAUACGUGGCAGUGUGCGGAGGCUUUUGGGCAGCAAGGUCGUUUGUUGGCGGUUCCGCUGGAUGAAGCGCUGCCUGGUGAUCUUAUGAGUGGUUAUAGGGAGUUGGCCAUGGGUAUAUUGCAGAUUCUCUCACCUAGACAAUCCCAUUCAGCGACCGUGAUUCCAACCUAA